Molecule: messenger RNA, 3010 nt
Organism: Passer montanus (Eurasian tree sparrow)
Lineage: Eukaryota; Metazoa; Chordata; Aves; Passeriformes; Passeridae
Gene: INTS3
Product: integrator complex subunit 3
Exons: 26
Coding region: 247-2904 (885 amino acids)
Cellular component (GO): cytoplasm
Source: RefSeq, a predicted model, not a curated record
UUUUUCUCACUUUCCCCCCGUUUUCCCCUCCCCCAUUCCCAGAGGCUGGAGCGCUGCGUUGCCGUGGUCUCCUCGCUGACCAGCGGGCUCUCGGAGCGCGAGGCCAACGACGCGCUCAACGCCCACAUCUGCAAAGGGACCCCCCAGCACGAGGAGAUCUGCCUGGGGCUCUUCACCCUGGUCCUCACUGAGCCGGCCCAGGCACAGAAGUGCUACCGGGACCUGGCGCUGGUGAGCCGGGACGGGAUGAACAUCGUGCUCAACAAGAUCAACCACAUCCUCAUGGAGAAGUACCUGAAGCUGCAGGACACCUGCAGGACCCAGCUCGUGUGGCUGCUGCGGGAGCUGGUGAAGAGCGGCGUGCUGGGAGCUGAUGGGGUCUGCAUGACCUUCAUGAAGCAGAUUGCAGGUGGGGACGUGACUGCCAAGAACAUCUGGCUGGCCGAGAACGUUCUGGAGAUCCUGACAGAGCAAAGGGAGUGGGUGCUGAAGAGCAGCCUGCUGGUGGCCAUGGCUGUGUACACCUACCUGCGCCUCAUCGUGGACCACCACGGCACGGCCGCGCUGCAGGCGCUGCGCCAGAAGGAGGUGGAGUUCUGCGUGUCCCUGCUCAGGGAGAGGUUCAUGGACUGCUUCAUGAUCGGCCGGGACCUGGUGCGCCUGCUGCAGAACGUGGCGCGCAUCCCGGAGUUCGAGCAGCUCUGGAAGGACAUCCUGCACAACCCGCAGGUGCUCAGCUCCCAGUUCACAGGUGUGCUGCAGCUCCUGCAGUCCAGGACCUCCCGCAAGUUCCUGGCGUGCCGCCUGACCCCCGACAUGGAGACCAAGCUGCUCUUCAUGACCUCGCGGGUGCGCUUUGGGCAGCAGAAGCGCUACCAGGACUGGUUCCAGAGGCAGUACCUGUCCACCCCCGACAGCCAGUCCCUGCGCUGUGACCUGAUCCGCUACAUCUGCGGCGUGGUGCACCCGUCCAACGAGGUGCUGAGCUCGGACAUCCUGCCCCGCUGGGCCAUCAUCGGCUGGCUGCUCACCACCUGCACGUCAAACGUCGCUGCCUCCAACGCCAAGCUGGCGCUGUUCUACGACUGGCUGUUCUUCAACCCCGAGAAGGACAGCAUCAUGAACAUCGAGCCUGCCAUCCUGGUCAUGCACCACUCCAUGAAGCCCCACCCGGCCAUCACGGCCACGCUGCUGGACUUCAUGUGCCGGAUCAUUCCCAAUUUCUACCCCCCUCUGGAAGCCCACGUCCGCCAGGGCGUCUUCAACUCCCUCACCCACAUCGUGGAGAAGCGAGUCCUGGCGCACCUGGCCCCGCUCUUCGACAACCCCAAGCUGGACAAGGAGCUCCGGGCCAUGCUCAGGGAGAAAUUCCCGGAAUUCUGCAGCUCCCCCUCGCCCCCCAUCGAAGUGAAAAUCGAGGAGCCGGUUGCCAUGGAGAUGGAGAAUCACCUGGAGAAGGAUGACGGUUGCUAUGACAACGCCGAGGCCGCCUUCAGCGACGAUGAGGAGGAGCUGAGCAGCAAAGGGAAGAAGAGGGAGUUCAGGUUCCACCCCAUCAAGGAAUCCAUCGUGGAGGAGCCCGUGGACAUCACCCCCUUCCUGGAGCAGCUGGACGAGUCCCUGAAGGACAAAGUGCUGCAGCUGCAGAAGGGCAGCGACACGGAGGCGCAGUGCGAGGUCAUGCAGGAGAUCGUGGAUCAGGUCCUGGAGGUGUGUGUCAGUGAUACCAGGUGUGUCCCAGUGGUGCCAGCUGUGUGCCAGGUGUGUCAGCUGUGUGUCAGGUGUGUGCCAGCUGUGUGCCAGCUGUGUGCCAGCGGUGCCGGGUGCCAGCAGUGCCAGGUGCCAGGUGCGUGUGUCCCCAGCAAGGCGGCGCUGGGCAGGAUGGGGCUCUACGAGUCGUUCGCGCAGGCCACGCAGCUGGGGGAGCUGCACACGUGCCUCAUGAUGGACAUGAAGGCGUGCCAGGAGGACGACGUGCGCCUGCUCUGCUUCCUCACGCCCUCCAUCUACACCGAGUUUCCCGAUGAGACCCUGCGGAGCGGGGAGCUGCUCAACAUGAUCGUGGCUGUCAUCGACUCCUUCCAGCUCCAGGAGCUCGUGUGCCACGUGAUGAUGGGAAACCUCGUCAUGUUCCGCAAGGAUUCCGUGCUGAACAUCCUCAUCCAGAGCCUGGACUGGGAGACCUUUGAGCAGUACUGCACGUGGCAGCUGUUCCUGGCACACAGCAUCCCCCUGGAGACCAUCAUCCCCAUCCUGCAGCACCUCAAGUACAAGGAGCACCCCGAGGCCCUGUCCUGCCUCCUGCUGCAGCUCCGCAGGGAAAAGCCCAGCGAGGAGAUGGUGAAGAUGGUGCUGAGCCGGCCGUGCCACCCCGAGGACCAGUUCACCACCAGCAUCCUGCGGCACUGGGGGCUGCGGCACGACGACCUGCUGGGCGAGCACAUCAAGGCCCUGCUGAUCAAGAACAACAGCCUGCCCCGCAAGAGGCAGAGCCUCCGCAGCUCCAGCAGCAAGCUGGCCCAGCUGACCCUGGAGCAGAUCCUGGAGCACCUGGACAACCUCCGCCUCAACCUCACCAACACCAAGCACAACUUUUUCAGCCAGACCCCGAUCCUGCAGGCGCUGCAGCACGUCCAGGCCAGCUGCGACGAGGCCCACAAGAUGAAGUUCUCCGACCUCUUCUCCCUGGCCGAGGAAUACGAGGAUUCCUCCAGCAAACCCCCCAAGAGCCGCCGGAAAGCCACGGCGCUGGCCAGCCCCCGCAGCCGCAAGAACGCGGCGCAGCCCCCCAACAACGAGGAGGAGUCUGGCUCCAGCAGCGCCUCGGAGGAGGAGGACACCAAACCCAAACCGGCCAAGAGGAAAAGGAAAGGCUCCUCCGCCGUGGGCUCGGACAGUGACUGAGGCUGGGACCCCCCCGGGACCCCUCGGGACCCCCCGGGACCCCCAGGACACCCUCGGGAACCCCCAGGACUCCCUGGGACCCCCAGGACUCCUCCAGGACCCCCUG